This is a messenger RNA of Rhea pennata, 3255 nucleotides long. It is a transcript of the gene COQ8A, whose product is annotated as coenzyme Q8A. NCBI's taxonomy places the organism in Eukaryota, Metazoa, Chordata, Aves, Rheiformes, Rheidae. Gene Ontology annotation, biological process: ubiquinone biosynthetic process. The record is from RefSeq and is a predicted model, not a curated record. The transcript has 15 exons. Bases 122 to 2074 code for a protein of 650 amino acids.
CGAGGCGAGGCGAGGCCAGGCCAGGCCAGGCCAGGCCAGGCCAGGCCAGGCGAGGCCAGGCCAGGCCGUAGCCGGGGCGCGCUCGGGCUCGGCGCGCAGGCCGCGCACAGAAAGAUCAGUCAUGGCGGGUGAUGCCAUCAUGGUUAUGAGAGGCUUGACAAAGCUCAGUAAAGCAGUCCUAGAAACCCAAGCAGGACAGCUUCAGCAGGCGUUCCUUGGAGGCAAUGCAUUUACCAUUGCAAAGAGUCUGCAGGCCGCUGCUGAAGAACAGUUUAGUUCUGCCUUGGGGAAAGUGCAGGAACUAGGCAAACAGCAGGAGAACUUAACUGAUCUUACAGAUGACUUUGGGAAAGACUAUGACUUCUCAGCACGAGAGCCAUCAAAUGCUUCAAUGGACUUCUCUGCUCCAUCUGGCAAGCCCCAUGAACACAGCGGUGAGGGCCCUGCUUAUUCUUACACUACCAGUGGACCUUUUAGAAAUGUUGGCGAAACUGGAGAUUCAGGCCUGGGACAGAAGCCUUUCCCUGCCAAAAUGGAUGCAAGGUUAUUUGGAGGCUUUAGGGACCCUGGAAAUCCUUUUGCUGCUGCCUUUGGACAAAACAGGGCUUUUCACCAAGACCAUUCUUCAGUUGGUGGGCUAACAGCUGAAGAUAUUGAUAAAGCCAGACAGGCCAAAACAGGUUCGGAGCAGAAACCUUACAAACAGAUGCUCAGUGAACGGGCCCGAGAGCGCAAAGUUCCUGUCACGCGGAUUGGAAGACUCGCCAACUUUGGAGGACUAGCUGUUGGUCUUGGCAUUGGGGCAUUAGCAGAAGUUGCAAAGAAGAGCCUUAGACCUGAUGAACGCAAUGGAAAGAAAGCAGUGAUGGAUUCCAGCCCGUUCCUGUCAGAGGCCAAUGCAGAAAGAAUCGUGAGAACUUUGUGCAAAGUCCGGGGAGCAGCACUGAAGCUGGGACAGAUGUUAAGCAUUCAAGAUGAUGCCUUCAUCAACCCUCAUCUCCAGAGGAUUUUUGAGCGUGUACGUCAGAGUGCUGACUUCAUGCCAAUAAAGCAGAUGAUGAAAACUCUGAACAAUGAUCUUGGCCCUAACUGGAGGGAUAAGCUGGAGUUCUUUGAAGAGCGUCCCUUUGCUGCUGCUUCGAUUGGUCAGGUUCACCUGGCACGCUUGAAAAACGGGAAGGAAGUUGCCAUGAAAAUUCAGUACCCUGGAGUUGCCCAGAGCAUCAACAGUGAUGUUAACAACCUGAUGACUGUCCUGAGCAUGAGCAAUAUUCUUCCUGAAGGUUUGUUCCCUGAGCAUUUGAUUGAAGUUCUGAGCAGAGAGCUGGCCCUGGAGUGUGAUUACCAGAGAGAAGCUGCCUGUGCAAAGAAAUUCCAGGAACUGCUGAAAGACCACCCAUUCUUCUAUGUCCCAAGAGUAGUGGAUGAGCUGUGCAGCCAACAUGUCCUGACCACAGAGUUGGUGACUGGCUUCCCAUUGGAUCAAGCUGUAGGGCUGAGCCAGGAGAUCCGAAAUGAGAUCUGUCACAAUAUCCUGGUCCUGUGUCUGCGGGAGCUGUUUGAGUUCAGGUAUAUGCAGACUGACCCGAACUGGUCUAACUUCUUCUAUGACCCACAGUUGCAUAAGGUGGCCCUGUUGGAUUUUGGAGCAACACGAGGGUUUGAUGAGAAGUUCACAGAUGUAUACAUUGAGGUAAUCAAGGCAGCUGCCGACAUGGACAGAGAAAGAGUACUGAGGAAGUCAAUUGAGAUGAAAUUCCUCACUGGCUAUGAAGUCAAGGAAAUGGAAGAUGCUCACUUAAAUGCUGUCCUUAUCCUGGGAGAGGCUUUUGCAUCUGAGGAACCUUUUGAUUUUGGCAACCAAAGCACCACUGAAAAGAUCCAUGGCUUAAUCCCAGUCAUGCUGAAGCAUCGACUUGUCCCACCACCAGAGGAAACCUACUCUCUUCAUCGGAAGAUGGGGGGUUCUUUCCUUAUCUGCACCAAACUGAAGGCCAAAAUCCCCUGCAAAAACAUGUUCCAAGAGGCGUAUAGUAAAUACUGGAGCAGUAGGGGCAAGAAGCCAGAGGAGUAGUAAGAGUGAACUUACACGUCUUGUUCUGAAGGCUCAGUUCGUCUGAGCCUUAGAAAGAGCUUUGUAGCCUCUCAUGUGUUGCACCCUAGCUCUCCGUCCUCUUGAGAUGCAGCAGCCUGUGCCCUGGAAGCCAAGUGUGCAUUUCACAAGGACAAAGUUGUUCUUCUGUGGUGUCUCUUCUAUGCUAAGACUUCCAGUACAGCACACAGCUUGCAGGAAACUAUCCUCUUGAGGUGGUGGGGCAAAGCUGCUGUGUGCUUCUGUACUGUUACAAGGCACCAGCCAACUACCUUGAAUGCAUUUUUUAAACGUUGUGAUGGUGGCUGCGUAUUGAUUGGGUUUUAUAAACGAGUAGGGAAAGGAGGACGAGCUGAAUUUGUUAGUAUGGAAACCUGUUUGUAAUUCUCUGAAAAUUGUUUUUUAAAAACCUUCCCUUUUUCAAGCAAAGGUGGAAUUCAAGUAGUUUUCAUACUGUGAAUUAGAGCAAAAUAUUAAGAUGUACCCUAUCACAGACACCCUCAGCCCCCUAUUUUUGUAAGUCAAGUGGUAGUAGAUCAAGAACUCUCCUGGAUUUUACUGAUGUUAAUUUAACGUAAGGCGCGUGUGUGUGUGUGUACACAGGAUGAAGUUUUAUGCUUUCUGCCUUUCUUUGGCUUUCAAGCUAAACAUAGGAAAUAGACUUUAAAAAUAUGAGAAUUGAUUACUAAAUUUUUUUAAUACAUGCGUGCACUACACACACAUGCGUGCCCACACACACACACAAACUUGCACAACCCAUCUCACUUCUGGGAGUCAAAUAUUUAAUCAACAAAUAGUUGAUUAAAUAGGAUCCUUCAUUAUCUGGUAGGUAUCAGCUUUCCUGAUGGCAAGUUAGAUGAGCUUACAACUCUGACACCCAUUGCUUGCUGGACCCCUGACCCAAGAAGCUAGCCUGUCCUUUUUUUUUUUUUUUUGGUCUGUUUUCCUGUAAUGGAGAACUUUAUGGUAAGGCAGACAAAACGCUUCAUGUCUCAUAAGCAUUUCAAGCUUUUGCUGAAAUGCCAUACACGUUUAAAACCAGACGCACAGUUUUGAACUAUUGGAGUCAAGCUAGCAAAUUAUUUUCUUGGAUUUUUUUUGUACAAAUCCUGUACCUUGUAUGACCUGUAUGAUUUCAAUAAAAAAGUGCUUGUGCGGUGGGC